CCGGUUUACGUACAAACCGGCUGGUAUCAUCCCAGAGAUUGCUCCGAUGGCAGAGAACCCUUGACGAUCAAAAGAAAGCCGUCUUCCCUCCUCAGACUCCGUCUCUCCCCCCAUCCUUUCUCUCUCCAACAUCUCGAAAUCUCUUCACUCAUUUCUCCGUCGCGUCUAAUCCCCGCGAACCCGUUAGAGUGUUUCUGCAUCUAAUGAACUCCCAAACAAUGAGAUUUGAUCUAAUAUGAGAUCACAAAUGUUCCUUCGAUCAGUCAUUCAGUUCUAUUCAAAGCGUCCCUACACUUCCAGCACCACCGAAUUCAACAUCUCUAGCGAAGUCAUCACCAUCUUAUCCAAGACGAAACCCAUAGAGCCAGCUUUGGAGCCGCUCGUCCCCUUCCUAUCUCACAAAACCAUCACAUCGGUGAUCAAAGAUCAUCUCAAUCCGCAAUUAGGUUUCCGUUUCUUCAUAUGGGCUUCGAGGAGAGAGCGUCUAAGGAGCAAAGAGUCUUUCUCUCUGCUCAUCGAUAUGUUAUCUAAAGAGAACGGAUGCGAUCUGUACUGGCAAACACUGGAGGAGCUUAAAUCAAGCGGCGUCUCCGUCGAUUCGUACUGCUUCCUCGUCCUGAUCUCGGCUUAUGCGAAUAUGGGUUCGGCGGAGAAGGCGGUGGAGUCCUUUGGGAGGAUGAAGGAGUUCGAUUGCAGACCCGAUGUGUUCACGUACAACGCGGUGUUGCGAGUCAUGAUGAGGAAAGAAGUCUUCUUUAUGCUUGCUUUCGCUGUCUACAACGAGAUGCUGAAGUGUAACUGCGCCCCGAAUCGGUAUACCUUUGGUGUUUUGAUGGAUGGGUUGUAUAAGAAAGGGAGAAUGAACGAUGCACAGAAGAUGUUCGACGAUAUGACGGCGAGAGGGAUUCUUCCUGAUAGAGUUACUUAUACGAUUCUUAUCUCGGGUUUGUGUCAGAGAGGGAGUGUUGAAGACGCACGGAAGCUGUUCCACGAGAUGAAAGAGGCUGGUGAGGCUCCUGAUUCUGUUGCGUGCAAUGCUUUGCUUGAUGGGUUUUGUAAGUUAGGUAGAAUGGUUGAGGCGUUUGAGCUGUUGCGGAUGUUUGAGAAAGAUGGUUUUGUGCUUGGUCUCCGAGGUUGCAGUAGUUUGAUCGAUGGAUUGUUUAGAGGUGGGAGAUACGAUGAGGGGUUUGAGUUGUAUGAGAUUAUGCUUAAGAAGAAUAUCAAGCCUGAUGUUGUUUUGUGCACGAUACUGAUUCAAAGGUUAUCCAAAGCAGGGAAGAUUGAGGAUGCGUUGAAGCUGUUAAGCAGCAUGCCGAGUCAAGGUAUUCCCCCAGAUACUUACUGCUACAAUGCUGUUAUAAAGGCUCUAUGUGAGCAGGGGCUUUUGGAAGAGGCUCGGUCUCUUCAUCUCCAGAUGUCGGAAACGGAAUCCUUCCCUGAUGAGUUCACGCACACGAUCUUGAUUUGUAGUAUGUGCAGGAAUGGGCUAGUUAGGAAAGCUGAAGAAAUUUUCAAGGAGAUUGAGAAGAGAGGCUGUUCUCCAUCGGUUGCUACUUUUAACGCUUUGAUCGAUGGACUAUGCAAGUCCGGUGAGCUCAAGGAAGCUAGGCUUUUGCUGCAUAAAAUGGAAGUAGGGAGACCUGCUUCCUUGUUUCUACGGCUUUCGCAUAGUGGAAACCGGAGUUUCGACACCAUGGUUGAGUCCGGUUCGAUUCUCAAGGCGUACAAGGACCUUGCGCAUCUUGCUGAUGCUGGGAACUCGCCUGACAUUGUAACUUACAACGUUCUGAUAAACGGGUUCUGCAAAGCGGGAAACAUUGACGGUGCUCUCAAGCUUCUCAAUGUGCUUCAGCUAAAGGGUUUAUCCCCUGACAGCGUCACUUACAACACUCUCAUCAACGGACUACACAGAGUUGGCAGAGAAGAAGAAGCUUUUAAACUCUUUUACGCGAAAGAUGACUUCAGACACAGUCCAGCCGUUUACAAAUCGCUCAUGACAUGGUCAUGUCGGAAAAGAAAGAUCACGGUGGCUGUUAGUCUAUGGAUGAAAUACUUAAAGAAGAUAUCUUGUCUUGACGAUGAAACAGCUAAUGAGAUUGAACAGUGUUUCAAGGCAGGGGAAACCGAGAGAGCUUUAAGACGGCUAAUCGAAUUGGAUACCAGAAGAGAAGAGUUCAGUUUCGAACCUUACACCAUAUGGCUGAUAGGGUUAUGCCAAGCAGGGAGGUUUCAGGAGGCCUUAAUGGUGUUUUCGGUUUUAAGGGAGAAGAAGAUCCUCGUCACGCCUCCGAGCUGUGUCAAACUGAUUCAUGGACUCUGCAAAAGAGAACAACUUGAUGCAGCGGUUGAUGUGUUCGCGUACACUCUGGAUAACAACUUCAAGCUGAUGCCUAGAGUGUGCAACUACCUCCUAAGCUCUCUCCUGCAAACCAGAGACAGAAUUGAGAUUGUUUCUCAACUUACAAACAGAAUGGAACUUGCAGGGUAUGAUGUUGACUCAAUGCUUCGAUUUAGGCUUUUGAAACGUCUUAGACAUAGAAAAAGCGGGGUCAUGAUAGGUACUUAGGUAAUGAAAUGAUAUACAUAAAGGGUUAUUUUACAUCAGGGUUUUGUGGAGAAGAGAAAUGAGUUUUGAUUCAGUCUGUCUUUAGCUUGACAUUCCAUUAGAGUAGACGAAUCUCUGGAACUAGAAGCUGAAGGGAAAAAUGACAAAGACCAAGUGUGAAGUGUAGGGGCAGGUUAUAAGGGGAAAAAUGGUGAUACGUAAAUGCUUUGUAUGCAUUAUUAUUCAUAGAGUUGUUCUUGGAAGUUUUCAUUGUUGUACACUGAUUUGCUUUGUAAUGUUGUUUAAAUCUCUUUUUGAAAUAAAACACUAAACAUGUCAGAAUCGGUGUGUUUA
Brassica oleracea var. oleracea is the source of this 2899-nucleotide messenger RNA. RefSeq names its product pentatricopeptide repeat-containing protein At1g79540. NCBI's taxonomy places the organism in Eukaryota, Viridiplantae, Streptophyta, Magnoliopsida, Brassicales, Brassicaceae. The transcript has a single exon. The record is from RefSeq and is a predicted model, not a curated record. Bases 236 to 2566 code for a protein of 776 amino acids. Gene Ontology annotation, molecular function: protein binding.